Molecule: messenger RNA, 2626 nt
Organism: Tuber melanosporum (Perigord truffle)
Lineage: Eukaryota; Fungi; Ascomycota; Pezizomycetes; Pezizales; Tuberaceae
Exons: 1
Coding region: 1-1839 (612 amino acids)
Biological process (GO): regulation of mRNA 3'-end processing; transcription elongation by RNA polymerase II; transcription antitermination
Cellular component (GO): nucleus
Molecular function (GO): RNA polymerase II transcription regulatory region sequence-specific DNA binding
Source: RefSeq, a predicted model, not a curated record
AUGAUUUCUUCCUUGCUCGAAAUUGCGACUAAGCUAGUCAAUGAGCAUGAUCUUCAUCUUGGAAAGGACCAGACCGCUGAGCAGCUAUGUGACAAGUUAUGUCUGGAGGUAGAACAUCAUGUUUAUUUGAUUUUCUUCAAGGAUGGUACCCUAUCAAAGGAAUACUCUAGGAGAAUUAUUUCAAUCACGCAUAAUCUUCGCGCCAACGGCUUGCUGAGCACGGAGCUGUUGAGGGGGGGUGUUCAGCCGGCGCAGUUAGCAGCAAUGACCUCGGAGCAGAUGGCCUCCAAAGAACUUAAAGAAUUCCAGCAGCAGGUGAGAUUACAGUCGGAGAAGCAUCACACUCUAAUCACAGAGACUGGGCCACGGAUUCGGAGAACGCAUAAAGGUGAAGAGGUCGUAGGUGAACUAAAGGAGGGGAUGUCUAAUGGACAGGACACAUUACUAUCCGGCCCAGUAUUACCUCUGCUAGAGCGCGACGACAAACCUGCGACUUCCUCGAAAUCGCCCACGGAAGACCCCAAGGACACCAGUGCUACGCCUGAUCAAGGGGAUGCUGGACAGAGCGCGCAACCAGCUCUUAUUGAUACAAAGAGUGCUGAGAAGAAUCAAUUUAACAUCGAGAAUGUCUGGAACCAUGUGGAAUCACCUGAUACCGAUAAGGUUACAAGACAAUUUGGGUUGGGCAUAGCUCCUCCUUCGACAUGCGUUACUGGUGAUAGCAAAAUCGAUAAAGAUAUCGACAUGCUCCUGAAGGAAGAUGACGGUACUGGGACACCACCAUACUCACCCGCCAUGUCAGAGUCAGAUCAUUAUUCGCCAGCUCAGAUGGAGGAGGAAUCCGUGUGGAGAGGGCGAGUGGAAAUGAAUGGCAUAGCUAGUCUUUCCUCUACGGCUCGUCUAAUCGGGGGCCUCGAGUACAUCGGGUCGUCAAAAUGGUACGAGCUUCUGUCGGAUGUUCUGCAAGUUGACGGUCGUAUAAAACACGAUCGGGCAACGGAAUACCUAUGCGGUCAAAAGUUUUCCAAAUCCAGUUCAUUGAUCAUGGCAUCAUUGACCCCAACGGACUCGAACGCGGACCGGGAGUUCAACAUGUUAUUUGACUACUUCAAGGAGCGAGAUCGCUACGCCGUUGUGGGAAAGCACGCGCUCAAGUGCAUUAAGGAUCUUUACAUUGUGCCUAUCGACACGAAUGAUAAUCUCCCAGACUGGUUUAACGUGCUCGACCCACCGCCUACGGUUCCGGAGAGUGGCAGGGACAACAGACUCCUAGUCAUAAUAUUUGUUGUUAUCCGCAGCCAAGUUGGCCUCUCGGCCGCCGCUCCCACGCCGACUGCGUCUGAAUCGCCGUACCCACAACAGCAACAGCAGCCGCAACACUCUCGUCUUGCGGAGCAGCCAUAUGCAUCCCCGAUCACGCACACCCCGAAAGCGCAGUAUCAUCAGCAAUUGUCAUACUCUCCGCAGACACCGCAACCCCAACAGCAGCAGCAACAGCAACCCCCGAUAUAUAACUACCCCACAGCCCCCGGCGCCUCCCCUCCCCAACAGCAACAGCAACAGCCAGGAUACAAUACAUACUCAUACUCUACCCACAACGGUAACUCUGCAUCCCCACCACCCGCAUCCGCACCUGCAUCCGAACCCGCACCAGCACCGGCGCAAGAAACCGAACUCUUGCAAAUGGCCCGCGACCUCCAAACCAUGAUUCCGGACCUCCCGCUCGACCAGCUCCUCGUGAUCAAUAACAUGCUCAGGGAGAAUCCGGAGAUGCAGACAAAUGAUCAGGAAAUUGUCAAGUUGGUUGAAGCUCAUCUUGGUGGUGGCGGGGUGUACUAGUUUAGUUUGGUGUUUCUCCCUUUUUUCUUUAUUUUUCCCGCUCCACCAGUCUUUAUCAGCGAUAUUUUCAUUUGUUUUCCUGCCUGCUUGUUCCCGGGAUUUGUAUUUCCUCUUGAAUCUCUUUCGUUUCCAACUGCUGGGCUUCGCUGGUCACUUUUCUAUUUGUGGGUCGGGGGCGUUUAAAACUGCUUUUGUCUUAUUUGCUGCACGCUAUGCUGGAUGGAUGGGUGGAGAUGGAGGGGGAGGAUGACAGUGGCUGGCAGUAGUAGUAGUGGCGGAUGGGAGAGAAUAUCACGAGAAGUGUUGUGGAGAAAGUACCGUGUCAAUCUGGGUCAGUUUGUCAGUCAAUCGGCCUUUGUAACACCUAUUACAUUUUACUUUUCUUUUUACUUUUUUUAUACUUUCCUUCUUCACCUGAACCCAACUCCAAUAAGUAAAUCUAUUUCUUUUAAGUUAUCGUAGCUAUUCUCCUUCUCUCUCCUUUUUUAUUGUCUCGGUUUAGUUUUUCAAUUCAUCCGUCUAUUUGUUACAUUCUCUCCUUAUCACUGACAGAAGAGAAUGCAUGAGUGAGUGGAGGAAAGAAUUCCUGAUACCAUUGCUUUUUGAAUAUUGAGCUACCUACCAUUCCAUGCUCGCUCUCUCUAGCUGUUAUUAUCGUUAACUCCCUUUUUUUUUUUCUUCCCUUCUCUCACCAGGGUUUAUUAACUAGUUUUGAUUGCUUGCUUACUUGGUUCGCUCGUUUACAUGCGUUAUCUGUUGGCCAUCGUGGCCGCUGGUAUCUUGUUCC